Tetranychus urticae (two-spotted spider mite) is the source of this 3008-nucleotide messenger RNA. RefSeq lists its product as uncharacterized. Gene Ontology annotation, biological process: Ras protein signal transduction. The record is from RefSeq and is a predicted model, not a curated record. Gene Ontology annotation, cellular component: plasma membrane. Gene Ontology annotation, molecular function: guanyl-nucleotide exchange factor activity. NCBI's taxonomy places the organism in Eukaryota, Metazoa, Arthropoda, Arachnida, Trombidiformes, Tetranychidae.
AUUUUCUAUGUGCGUGAAAAAGACUUGCUUAUUAUUUAUACAACAUGAUGUUGAUGGUUACCAUUAACUCUCACUUUAAUCACUCAACUCAAUUUAUCUCCAGUCUUGUUCAGUCUCACUCUAUCUUUCCCUGUGUAUGUUUCUUGUUUCCCUCUUUCCCUCUUUUGUUUCCACAUUAAACAUACAACUUCAAUGUAAUCGUCAUCAGUAACAUCACACAUUGACGUUCUGUUGCAAGUAGGCGACAUCCCAACUCAUUUCAUUUCCAUCAUCAUAACACCAUCAACAUCAACAUUCACAACAUUCAACAUUAUUCCAUCAGUGAACAAAAUAACAAUUUCAUCCUUGGCAUAAUCUCAAUCAGCAUUUGUUUUUGUCUGUAGUGCAAAUCUUGGUGCAUAUCAUCUGCCUUCUGCUAAAAUUUUUCGACCAUCAAUUACACCUUUUUUUGUUAACUUUCAAUUAAUUUGUGAAAAUCAACUUUGGUUCAUAAAUUUGUUUCGUCUUGCUGUCUCACCUAAACCAAACUUUCACCCAAUUUCAAUUGAAAUUUACCCGAAAAAUUCCAUCUUUUGUUUUGUACCCUCGAUACCAAUUGCAAUUUGAAAUCUUCGUUUUGUUAACCCUUUUUGUGCUCAACUUUGCAUGAAACCAGCUACAAUUAAUUUUGUUUUCUGUUAAUUAUCCCAAUUGUUCAGCUGAUUAUCCAUUGUCAGUUUAUUCUCUCUUUUGAAAAGUUCAACACAUUUGUGCUGCUGUUGCUACUAUUGAUAUACCUACAACAAUAAAGUCUCAUCGAAUUACUCUGGCAUAUUAUUGUGUUAUUAUACGUGAAACUAAAUUAUGGUUAACUUAACCUCGUGUUGUUCCAGUUAACCCGAUCGUUUAUUUAUUCAUUGACAUUAUUAUUAUUAUCCAUUGUUGAGGAACCAAGUUUUGAUUAAUAUUCAACUCAACCAAUCAAAUGAGAUACAUUGGAAUAAAAUUCUGGCGAUCCGAUCGCAAAUUGAAAAAGGAUGAAAACCUGAAUGUUAAACGGAUGGCUCGAAUUGAUCAACCCGAGGAAAGACGACGUCAGUGUCGAUCCAAGUCAGUGGAUAAAGAUGAUAUCAAGAAUCAUUCACGAGAAAAACGCCGAGUGCGUAUUUUGAAAGCAGCAACCAUGGAUCAUAUAAUUGAAUAUAUCCUUCUACUAACUCCACAUCAGCGUGAAUUAAAUCUAUCGGCAACUAUUCACCACUGCAGCUCGUUAAUGGAGGAAGGUCGAAACGAUGUAACCCAUAUUAUGCAUGUUAUAUUUUGUACCUACCGUAAAUACUGUUCACCUCAAGAUUUGUUUGCAAUUCUGGUUAAACAUUCAAAGAAAGCAUCGCCACAACAAUUGCGAUUUGUACUCCAUUAUUGGUUAAGAUAUUAUCCGGAAGAUUUUUUAGUUCCUUUGGAAAAUGAAAUUGUCGACUCAACAAAUGAUAGCAACGACCCUCCUUCAACUACUACCUUAUCAAACAUUACUUCCUCGUUAAAAAGUAAUUGUCUUUUAAUUACAAACAACAUGAAAAAUAACAAUGAAAAUUGUAUUAAGAAUGAUGAAACAUCAAAACUUGAUUCUCAACCUGUUAUUCAAAGUAAAUCUCUCCGCAGUUCAUCAAUCUCACCAUCGCCCACUAAAAUUGUAUCAUCAUCCACUAUGCCCUCAAACCAAAGAAUAUUAUUAGAUUUAUUGUUGGAAUUGCCCUGUGUCGAUGAUACUCUUUAUCGAAAAGCUUACUUGUUUAUUGAACAAAGUAAAUUUGAUCAACCCGAGCAAACUCCGCGUAGUCGCCAUAACUCCAUCAACAAAUCACCAUCAUAUUGCAUAAUUGAUUUAGAUACAAAAUUUGUAGCGCAACAAUUGACUGCUAUUGAUUUGGAAAAUUUUUUAUCACUCAAACCAUAUACUUUAUUGAAUGGCCAUCGACACAAUCCAAGAGUUCAAAAUAUGAUACGAAAUUUUAAUCUUUUAUCUAAACACGUUGUUGUUACCAUAUUAAAAGCUCAUUCUCCUGAUCUAGUCACUACUCAUUGGAUUAAUAUCGCCCAACAAUUACGAAAAAUGAAAAACUUUAACUCACUUAAGGCUGUUAUUGCAGGAUUAAGUAAUGAAUCUGUAUUUCGUUUGAAACAAACAGUUUGGUCUAAAAUAAGUAAAACGACUGAAGCAACAUUUAAACAUCUUUCUACAAUUGUUGAUGAUGUUGAUAAUCAAACAUUGCUUAGACAAACUCAACUUGAAAUUGAAGGAACUGCUAAAGUCUGUUUCGAGGAAGAAUCAUUUGGUUCUAUUCCUUACCUAGGAACAUUUCUAACUGACUUAACUUUCAUUGAUACCAAGUUGACCAAUUAUAUUGAGAAUCCCAAAGAAGGUGGUAAAAGGCUCAUAAAUCUGGAAAAGUGUUGCAAACAAUUUGAAAUAAUUACUCAGAUUAGAUUGCUUCAACAAAAUAUCAAAGCAUCUCUUUUUGCCCUUUACCAAUCACACCAAUUAAAUGGAUUCACCAAAUUACCGCCUUUCUACAGUAACUCAAAUGUCCCCAGAAUAGUUGUUGCCAGAUUAUUCAGAACAUGGUUCAACGACUUGAUAAUCUCAAAUAUGACUGAUAACGAUUGCUACAAAUUGUCUCUCGCCUUGGAAGCUCCUUCAAAUGGUAGAAAAUAAUUGACUGUGUUACCAACUUCAACUAACCUUUUCAUCACUUGUUGAUUUGAAAUUGGAACUCUUCGCAUAAUUGACUCAACAUCAAGUAACCAAUCAUCUACUGUAUAGUUGUAAGACAAUCUCAUUCCAUCCUUGGAAAGACCUAUUUUGUAUUUAUGAUAAAGUCUUUAAAAAAACUCGUCUUCCAAAAGUCUAUUUAUUUAUUUAGCAUAUUUAAAAAUGCCUUUUUUGUGUAAAAUAACAUAAAUGAUAAUUUUCAUUAGAUUAUGGUAAAUAAAUUUUCAUUUAGAUUAUAUUUUAAUGAUAAAUCCAA